Chara braunii is the source of this 1871-nucleotide messenger RNA. NCBI's taxonomy places the organism in Eukaryota, Viridiplantae, Streptophyta, Charophyceae, Charales, Characeae. The record is from the annotation of a GenBank genome assembly.
GGCGUCGUGGUAAGUCAGGACGCUGAAUGGAAGUUUUCUUCUACGGUACCGGGAAGGUCCUAACAAUCGACGAUUUGGUCGAAGCCUUGGACAUGCGUGAGAGGUCGCAGAGCAACGUUCCCAAGGUCAAUACCUUCCACUUCAAUGGGGAGCGGGUCUCUGAUUGGCUUGAUUUGGUGGAACAAGCGUUAGUUGGACUAUCUGACGCUGUGAAGUUCCAGCGGACUUUGAAGUAUGUGCUCCAUGGCCAUUACCAGGAGGUAAAGAAGGUUGUAAACGCAGCUAAUGGCAGUUGGGCAAGAUUCGAAGAUGGCAUGCAAAGGAAGUACAGGAUGGGCGAUGGCCUUUUGACCACUGCAGAUUUGGAAGCAAUGAACAGGGAGGACUUCACUAUAGUGGGGACCUUCGUGCAAGAAUUUAAAAAGAAGGCGAGGAAGGUCCCUGGGAUCUCUGAAGAAGCAAAGUAUGCUAUCUUCCUGGGGUUGCUCACCACCUCGGAAGCGGCGGAGUUGACAAGCCAUGGAGGGGGCAGUGCGAAGCUCACCUGGGCCACUAUCGACAAAGGGGUCGAGGAAGGAAGUUGGACCCGUUGGAUUGCACCCAGAGGGUAUCAACAGAAGGCAGAGCUGGUGCUCAAGCCUUUUGAAGAAGAGGACCCAUGGGGCGGCAAAGAUGUCCAAUGGAUGAUGAAAUUGGCACUAGCAUGUACGCAUAGUCUGGUGGAGGAGCCGACUGGAGAUAUGCCACAAGAAGAGGUCCAUGAGCCUGAGCGGGAGAUAAGGCAGAGUGUUGAGAGAGGGCGCACUAUGGAGGAGGUGAUAGAGGUUGAGGAGGACACUCCACCUCAGGAGCAUGCGGCAGAGUUGGAGCCAGACACCAUACCAGAGAUCGCUCGCGAGGAGGGGGAGGAGCCUCAGCAGGAGGAGAUGCUGUCCCCACCACCAGAGGCAAUCCUUUCGCCAGGGGUGAGGAUAGAGAUGGAGCGAGAGAGGACGGGAUGGAGGAGAGAGGCCAUUUCUACGAUAGAUAGGUAUCUGGCAGCGCAUGCCCAAGAGCAUCCUAAUAUAGAGGAGCCUGUACCUACGGAGCUACCACGAGAGCCUCGCCGAGCAGAGGGAGAGAUGGGAGCUGAAAUUCCGGAAAGAGCGGACCAUCGCACGAAAGGGAGAGUACCGGCAGGGGAGACAGCCGAGGAGAAGUGGGCUAGAGUUGGGAAGCGCAUGGAGGAAAUUUGGCAGGAAAGGCAAAGAUCAGAGGCGGCAGGAGCGCUCCCCGAUCAGCCACCAGGCUCACAACCUAAACCAUGCAGAAUCAAGGAAAUGUGGGACGAGUUGUUUGGCCAGCAUGGCGAGGGAUUGGCAGCUCCAGAGAGGGCAGGACUCGGGACAUCCAGGAUGGCGGAUCUCGCAGUUGGACUCCCGCUGGAGCCGCCCAUGGGAAGAGUCAUCCUGGAGCCCGAGGAGGCAAAGGCGAGGAGAGAGGCAGAGAGAGAGGCCUUUGAGUUCAGGGCACCUAGUGAACUCGCCACGUUGCCAACAGCAGUUGUGGAACCCAUGACAAUGGUUAUGCCAUUACCAAUCGAGGGGGGGCAGCAGACAACUAGCAGCGAGCCGAUUCAGGGUACAAGGGAAGGGUCUAUGGACGUGCUUGUAGAGGCAAUUGACACCAUGCAGGAAGAGGCGAGUUUGUUUUCGCCUGAGCAGAGGGUGGAGGGGCCUCCUGAGAGAGAGGUGGUGAUUGUGAUGGAGGACGUUAUCGAGGGCAAGCCACAGAGGUUGGAUACGCCAGAGUAAAGACCAGAGGGAAUUGGGAUACGACUGGAGUUGAAUACUCAUAAGUUAGAGACGAGACUUGAGGAACCUAUGGGUAUG